GCAGCCACUUCCCAGCCACCCUCUCCCCCUGCUGGCCGCAGGCGGCUGGGCCCCAGGGCCCCAGGGGCUGCCCGAUGCCCACCCCCGCCUCCCACCCGGCGCCCCGGCUGCUUCGAGCAGCCGCUCUCCCCAGCAACUUUCCGUGCUUUGUUCUCCGGCUGGAAAUGAUUUACGGAAGCGUCUUGGACAGGGUCUCCGCCAGGCGGCCAAAGCCCAGCGCUGAGAGGUGUUACGUUCUCAUCUACCCAUCAAUUAUGGAUAGGAACAAAUAAGGAAGAGUCAAUUUUGCAUGAGCCCCUUCUCCCGAGGCUCGAAGCGUCCGGGGCCUGAGAGGGAGCCGCCCGCGGGUGUCGGCAGCCAGCCGCAGACAAGGGGGAUGGUGAGGAGGAAGGAAGCUCCCUGAGAUUUCUGAGGAGGGGCUGCUCUGAGUUCACCUUGACCCACCAUGAAGUUCCUUCUACUUUGUGCCUACAUGCUGCUACUUAUGAUUCCCCAGCUGAGGGCGGUCAGCUUUCCAGAAGAUGACGAACCCCUUAACACCGUUGACUACCAUUAUUCAAGGCAAUAUCCGGUUUUUAGAGGACGCCCUUCAGGCAAUGAUUCGCAGCACAGACUGGACUUUCAGCUGAUGUUGAAAAUUCGAGACACACUUUAUAUUGCUGGCAGGGAUCAAGUUUAUACAGUGAACUUAAAUGAAAUCCCCAAAACAGAAGUAAUACCAAGCAAGAAACUGACGUGGCGGUCAAGACAGCAGGAUCGGGAAAACUGUGCCAUGAAAGGCAAACAUAAGGAUGAAUGCCACAACUUUAUUAAAGUAUUUGUUCCAAGAAAUGAUGAGAUGGUUUUUGUUUGUGGCACCAAUGCAUUUAAUCCCAUGUGUAGAUACUAUCGGUUAAAUACUUUAGAAUAUGAUGGAGAAGAAAUCAGUGGCCUGGCAAGAUGCCCAUUUGAUGCCAAACAAACCAACGUUGCUCUCUUUGCUGAUGGGAAACUGUAUUCUGCCACAGUGGCUGACUUCCUGGCUAGUGAUGCUGUUAUUUAUCGAAGCAUGGGUGAUGGAUCUGCCCUUCGCACAAUUAAAUAUGAUUCCAAAUGGAUAAAAGAACCACACUUUCUUCAUGCCAUAGAGUAUGGAAAUUAUGUCUAUUUCUUCUUUCGAGAAAUUGCUGUAGAACAUAAUAAUUUAGGCAAGGCUGUAUAUUCCCGCGUGGCCCGUAUAUGUAAAAAUGACAUGGGUGGCUCCCAGCGGGUCCUGGAAAAGCACUGGACUUCCUUUCUAAAGGCUCGGCUUAACUGUUCUGUGCCUGGAGAUUCGUUCUUCUACUUUGAUGUUCUGCAGUCUAUUACAGACAUAAUACAAAUCAAUGGCAUCCCCACUGUGGUUGGGGUGUUUACCACCCAGCUCAACAGCAUUCCCGGUUCUGCGGUCUGUGCCUUCAGCAUGGAUGACAUCGAAAAAGUAUUCAAAGGGCGGUUUAAAGAGCAGAAAACUCCAGAUUCUGUUUGGACGGCAGUCCCCGAAGACAAAGUUCCAAAACCAAGGCCUGGCUGUUGUGCAAAGCACGGCCUUGCUGAAGCUUAUAAAACGUCCAUCGAUUUUCCUGAUGAAACCCUGUCUUUCAUCAAGUCCCACCCACUGAUGGACUCUGCCGUUCCGCCCAUCGCAGAUGAGCCUUGGUUCACAAAGACACGAGUCAGGUACAGACUGACGGCCAUUGCCAUUGACCAUUCCGCUGGGCCCUACCAGAACUACACAGUCAUCUUUGUUGGCUCUGAAGCUGGCAUGGUACUUAAAGUUUUGGCAAAGACCAGUCCUUUCUCUCUGAAUGACAGCGUAUUACUGGAAGAGAUUGAAGCUUACAACCACGCAAAAUGUAAUGCUGAGAACGAGGAGGACAGAAAAGUCAUCUCAUUGCAGUUGGAUAAAGAUCACCAUGCUCUGUACGUGGCCUUCUCCAGCUGUGUUAUCCGGAUACCUCUCAGUCGCUGUGAGCGCUAUGGAUCAUGUAAAAAGUCUUGUAUUGCCUCUCGUGACCCGUAUUGUGGCUGGUUAAGCCAGGGAGCCUGCGGGAGAGUGACCUCGGGGAUGCUCACUGGAGGAUAUGAGCAGGACCCAGAAUACGGCAACACAGCCCACCUCGGGGACUGCCAUGAAAUUUUGCCUACUUCAACUACACCAGAUUACAAAAUAUUUGGAGGUCCAACAUCUGACAUGGAGGUAUCUUCGUCUUCUGUUACCACAAUGGCAAGUAUCCCAGAAAUUACACCUAAAGUGAUUGAUUCCUGGAAGCCUAAACUGACGAGCUCCCGGAAAUUUGUAGUUCAAGAUGACCCAAAUACUUCUGAUUUUACUGAUCCUUUAUCAGGUAUCCCAAAGGGUGUACGAUGGGAAGUCCAGUCUGGGGAGUCCAACCAGAUGGUGCACAUGAAUGUCCUCAUCACCUGCGUCUUUGCCGCUUUUGUUUUGGGGGCAUUCAUUGCAGGCGUGGCAGUAUACUGCUAUCGUGACAUGUAUGUGCGGAAAUCCAGGAAGAUCCAUAAGGACGCAGAAUCUGCCCAGUCGUGCACAGACUCCAGUGGAAGUUUUGCCAAGCUGAAUGGUCUCUUCGACAGUCCAGUUAAGGAAUAUCAACAGAAUAUUGAUUCUCCUAAACUGUAUAGUAACCUGCUGACCAGUCGGAAAGAGCUCCCGCCCAAUGGCGACACUAAAUCCAUGGUAAUGGACCACCGAGGCCAACCGCCUGAGCUGGCUGCCCUGCCCACACCCGAGUCCACUCCAGUGCUGCACCAGAAGACCAUCCAGGCCAUGAAGAGCCACUCAGACAAGGCUCACGGCCACGGAGCAUCCAGGAAGGAAACCUCCCAGUUUUUCCCUUCCAGCCCUCCGCCCCACUCCCCAUUAAGUCACGGGCACAUCCCCAGUGCCAUUGUUCUCCCUAAUGCUACUCAUGACUACAACACAUCUUUCUCAAACUCCAAUGCUCACAAAGCAGAAAAGAAGCUCCAAAACGUUGACCACCCUCUUCCCAAGUCGUCCAGCAAAAGGGAUCACCGCCGUUCUGUGGAUUCCAGAAAUACCCUCAAUGAUCUCCUAAAGCAUCUAAAUGACCCCAAUAGUAACCCCAAAGCCAUCAUGGGAGACAUCCAAAUGGCCCACCAGACCCUAAUGCUGGAUCCUGUGGGAACCAUGUCUGAGGUCCCACCAAAGGUCCCCAACAGGGAGGCAUCACUGUACUCUCCUCCUUCAACUCUCCCCAGAAAUAGUCCAACCAAGCGAGUGGACGUCCCCACCACUCCUGGAGUCCCAAUGACUUCUCUGGAAAGACAAAGGGGCUAUCACAAAAAUUCCUCACAGAGGCACUCUAUAUCUGCCAUGCCUAAAAACAUAAACUCACCAAAUGGUGUUUUGUUAUCCAGACAGCCUAGUAUUAACCGUGGAGCAUACAUGCCCACCCCGACAGGGGCGAAGGUGGACUUUAUUCAGGGAACACCAGUGAGCGUUCACCUGCAACCUUCCCUCUCCAGACAAAGCAGUUAUACCAGUAAUGGCACCCUCCCCAGGACGGGACUAAAGAGGACACCGUCCUUAAAACCUGAUGUGCCACCAAAGCCUUCAUUUGUUCCUCAAACCACAUCGGUCAGACCACUGAACAAAUACACUUACUAGUCCUCAAGUGUGCUAUUCCCAUGUGGCUUUCUCCUGUACAUGUUGUUGAGAGAAUUAUGUUGUAAGGGAACCUUAAGAGAAGACACUCACUUAUAUUUUAAAGAGAAUCGAGUGGCCAAAGAAACUCUUUCUAACUUUGGCAACAUCAGAACUUGCCACAUGUAGCUACUGCAGCAAGGCUUCUGAGUACUUGCCCCAAGACAAAGGAAGGUGCUGGUCAUUCUAUUUCUUCUGUUUGAAGCUAAAGAGAUGGGUAGCUCUAAGAGGCUCCCUUGCCAGUAUAAAGAGCUGAUACAGUACUCGGAAGAAUCUGUAAGCAAAUACUUGAAAAUGGGUUCAAUUUAGACUGCCAUUCUGUGUGGUCUUCCCAUUAAAUGUGAACAUUUUAAAAUGUAUGCAUUCACCUUGCCUCUUGCACAAAUGUCAGAAACAAAAAAACAAAAAAGAUGGUUAUGUCUCAAAGAAACACGAACUUGUAGAUUACCAAGCAAUUUGCUAAAAAUUGUCUUUGACCCAAACUGUAGCUUUUUUUUUUUUUUAUUUCAUGUGUGGCAUCUUUUUUCCCCAUGCCACCAACAGAGUUGUGAGUGUGUAUGCAGUGUGUGCGUGCGUGUUCUGUACCCACUAGGAUGUGUGUAUGUGUCCAUUGCAUCUUGUGCUAUGGAGUUGUUUACAUUAAGCAUGAUUGAACAAGAGACAAUAGCUUCUUCCCACUGCAGUCCAUUGGGCUUAGCUUCGAGAACAAAAUAAGGUUCAUGUGAUCAUCAAAAUUAUAAACUUGAUGUACAUGGUACCAAUGCCAGAAUGUAAGAGUUCAAAGUAAUUUUGUGCUGCUAUCCAUUCAAACUUCUAUUACAGUCUUGCCAGCUUAAGGAGUUAAAGAUGUUAAAAGGUAUCCUUGAUUUAUCCACCACUUUUUCAUAGUAAAGUUUACCAGACCACCACAGAUCCAAGUCUGAGUCACUCUAUUUAACCUUGGCUAAAUAAUAAGUAAACCUUUAAAUAAUAAGGUUUUGUUUUGUGUUCAGUUUUCCCCAUGUAGUAAAAUUUUUCCUCCUUUAAUUCCUCCUACCCCAAGAGUCAAGCAAACAAAAUGAAAAGCUAAACCUGAACAAAAUUAUAAUUGGUACAGCAGAAAUAGUCCAUGAAACUAUCAAUGGUGCAAUCAUUGUUGUCUAUGUUGUGUUAUGUGAGAAUUUUCUCCUGAGUCAUGCAGGUAAUGACAAUAUAUUGUAAAUAUUCCAUGUGAGUUUACCUGAAUCUGUGCAUUUUGUGCCUUACUCAUGAGAAUGAUAGAAGUACUAAAAUAUGUCCCGUGUUUUCAGUAUAGCACAUCAUUUACCGAGUGCCAGUUGUAAAUGUUUUUCAACCAGCACCUGAAAAAAGACUAAAAAAAAUCUUUAAAAAAGCAAUCUUGAGCAAUUAAUAGUAACACAAUCCACCUGAAUAGCAGCAUUACGUUCUUUGCCACGAUCAACAUUCCACUCCUGCUUUCCUAGGGAUGAGACAGUGAUAAUGUGAAGUCAAAUGAGGUUUCCCAGGCAAUGUGACACCUGCUGAAAACCAUAUAGAGUCAUUUACAUGUAGUUUUGAAGAAACCGCUUAUGGUUGAUGAUGUGCAACCCAGAAGACUGUUUCAGUUAAUAUGCUGCACACCACACAAUUGGUUAUUGAACUUAAUGUAGGAAGUACCAAGGCAGAGGCAUGCCCCUGAUCUAUCCAGACAAGUAAAUGCAACUGAUUGCUGCUGAUAAACCUGAUGGUAUACAUUACUUGGGGGAGGACGGUUUGCUGAAGACCAGAGCAUUUAUUUAUAUAGUAUGUAAAACACUGAUGUGAUUAUUCAUUUUAUUUGAAAAUAUUUGACAGAUAACAUGAUUCCCUGAGAUCUCUGGGAGUUCAAAAGCGAAACCUGAGGGUUUUGGGGGUUUUUUUUUGUGGUUUUUUUUAAAAAGCACUUCAGCUUUGCAACUAAAAAGUUACAGAUUAGUAAUAAAUUAAACCAACCAACAGUAAACACUACUCAGUCCACCAACUACAAACCUGUGUCUGAAUUCACUUUACCAAUAUUAAUCCCAGCGUGUGUAAAACAGAACAGGAGUUCUGUGUGACCCCCAUAACAUUUUGUAACAUUGUGCUUCCUUGUAGUUUGUAAUGUGAGUUCUAUCAGUAUUUAUGUUGAAAUUUCUAACAUUAGUCUCUAUCCUGUUAAUUUAAUUUUUAAAUGCUUUAUCCAUUUGUGCAAAGGUAAACACAGAUUGUAUCUUUUUUAAUGGUACGGCAUAAAAAGUAACCCUAAAGUGAAGUGGCUCUAUACUGUUUUAUAGAGUACUUUAACAUGUAUAGAUAUCUUGUAAACUUGUAUUGUGGAUGUGUAAAUAAUAUGUACUUUGGGUUUUUAACACCGCAUGUAAAGUCAAAAUAAAAUAUUCAAGUCAUUAU
Molecule: messenger RNA, 6109 nt
Organism: Elephantulus edwardii (Cape elephant shrew)
Lineage: Eukaryota; Metazoa; Chordata; Mammalia; Macroscelidea; Macroscelididae
Gene: SEMA6D
Product: sema domain, transmembrane domain (TM), and cytoplasmic domain, (semaphorin) 6D
Exons: 19
Coding region: 446-3667 (1073 amino acids)
Biological process (GO): axon guidance; negative regulation of axon extension involved in axon guidance; positive regulation of cell migration
Molecular function (GO): semaphorin receptor binding; chemorepellent activity
Source: RefSeq, a predicted model, not a curated record